Molecule: messenger RNA, 432 nt
Organism: Ambispora gerdemannii
Lineage: Eukaryota; Fungi; Glomeromycota; Glomeromycetes; Archaeosporales; Ambisporaceae
Source: the annotation of a GenBank genome assembly
AUGGAAUUGACCGAUGAUCGAGAUGAGUUUAUCAAUGAUUCUUCAGAUGAUUUACCAGAAACUGAGGCAAAUUUUCCGGAAACUGAGGUAAGUAUCUCAACCACUUCUCUUAGUUCUUCGUCUCAUAUAUCUGAAUCCCAAAUCGAAGAGGAUGAUAAUGAUUAUGAUUCCAUGUCACCAAUCAAGCGCUUCCCUUUCUUAUCACGUUCUAACCCAAUGGCAUGGUAUCGAGAUGUUUUUAACUUUACUAGUACUGAAGCCAAAUGCCCGGUAUGCAAGAAAGCACACUCGCAUCGAGGCAUGUGGGGUGAUUGGAGUUGUCUCGGAUUAGGGUUAGUAUUCGACUAUUUAUCUCGUGUAAGGAAAGAAUUGGGGAUGAGACAAAGUCUUAAUACUAUGCAAGCUAUUUUUUACGCAAAUUUAGAACUCUAA